Lycium barbarum (goji berry) is the source of this 1892-nucleotide messenger RNA. RefSeq lists its product as uncharacterized. The coding region runs from base 313 to 1653 and encodes 446 amino acids. The transcript has 12 exons. The record is from RefSeq and is a predicted model, not a curated record. Lineage: Eukaryota; Viridiplantae; Streptophyta; Magnoliopsida; Solanales; Solanaceae.
AACAUACAAAGACCCAAGUCAUACGAAGACCCAUUUCAAAGAGUUAACAAAACUUCCCAUUUUGGCUCAGUCUUUUCUCAAAAAUCAGUCCCAUUUUGGUUAAAAUUGGUUGAGUCCGCCCACUAAUACAUUGUGCUACCGAAAAAUAUAAAGAAUUUCAGAUAUGGAGCGACAUAUAUGGAAGAAAAAAUAAAUUGGCGUUUGAAGAAGACGGGAAAAGGAAGCGAGCGCUAUUGGAAAAACAUUAACAUAGUGUUCAAGACUUUUUUGAGGUGUUUGCAGGAUUCAUAGUUUUUGAGAAGCAUCGUUGAAAUGGCAAGAAAAAGACAGAGAAAUUCUAGUCAAGACGGGCUUUUAUCUAAUUCCUCGGAGCAACAAGGACAACAAGUGGAAAGUGGGGCAAUGCCUCAACCACCUCAAAAUUGGCCACGAAAUGAAAGACAACCUAUCCAAUCUGGUAAUUUGUCUAGAAAUGAUUCACAUGAUAUAGAAAAUCUUCCAGAUUAUAGUGAGAGUGAAGAACAAUCUAAGCGGCCUAGGGGUCCCACUAUGAUGCACUCAGGAUGGGGAAAAGACGGUGACAAUUUACAUGUUGAAUUGAAUGAUCGUGGACAAGUUAUUGGUCCAGAAGCAGCUAGAUUACAUUUAAAACUUGGUGUGAUAGCACGAAAUGGCAUUUUAGCGCCAUUGAAUCAUAGAGAUUGGAGGCUUGUUCCUGAUAUGUACAAGGAUAUAAUAUGGAGUGACAUUAAGGAAAAUACUGAUGCAAAUGAUGAUAUGAGACGCAUUUUGAUGAUGUCAGUUGGAUCUAAAUGGAAAGAGUGGAAGCAUGAAGCAAAAAGUAAUGGCUAUGACCCGUAUAAUACUGAUAUUAAGCGCUUAGCUCAUCGUCCAAAGAGGGUUGCAGAAGAUCAGUGGCGUUCAUUAGUUCAUUAUUGGAGUUCAAAAGAAGCAAAGGAAAAGAGCGAGAGAAACAAAGAAAGUCGAAAAAAGUUGACUAUGCCACACACAUCAGGAAGAAAAAGACUUGCUCAAAUUAUAGAUGAUAUGACAAAAGAGAAUACUGGUAUAAAGCCAACUCGUAUUGAGGUGUGGAAAAAAACUCACACUAGAGAGAAUAAACAACCAGUAAAUGACAUAGCCGGUGAAGUUAUGAAACAAAUGGAUGAUCUUGCUGAGGUGUAUCCCGAGUUAAAUGUCCCUGGAAGUGCUCGCAAUGAUAUAUAUUCACAAGUAAUGGGACCAUACACUCAUGAGAUUGUUCGAACUCUAGGAAAAGGAGCAGCUCCAAGUUUAGUUUAUGGCCCAGUAUAUAAACGAUCACAGUUGGAGCAACGAGAUUUUGAUGCAAGGGUUGAGAUAGAAGUUCAAAAAGCUACCGUAGCAAUCCAAAUUGAUAUGGAUAAAAAGUUGGCUGAAGCAAAACAAAAUAUGGAAGCAAAAAUGGAUGAAAGAAUGGAUGAAAAGGUGAAGGAAAAAGUGAAGGCCGAGAUGCAAGCAUACGUACAGAGUAUCGGUUUUAUGAAUGGCUCAAACAGUAAAUCAAUCAAUUAUGAAGAGCUUUGCCAUAACUCAGUUGAAGACCGCCAACAAUCAUUAUCUCCUGUAUCAGUUGUUCCAACAAAAAAGUUGGAUUGGAGUGGGGAGCAUUAGAAUCAUCAAAGUGACUACAUCUCCAAGUGAAGAAGACUUGAAGAAAAGUUUUUCGACGAAACGGGAAGUGAGUUUGGAAAGGCUUAAGGAACGUGAAAGGUACAGACGACAGGUUUGCUGAUCCACACGUUUAGGAUCCCGUUUCUGCUAUUUUGGGGCGCUCUCUUCUUCAGAGCCCAUCUUUUGGUACAGUCUGUCACUGUUAUCUGGAUAUGUAUAUUGUUCUGGGUAUGACGGGG